This is a messenger RNA of Cheilinus undulatus (humphead wrasse), 1020 nucleotides long. Its product is annotated as arrestin domain-containing protein 4-like. Gene Ontology annotation, cellular component: plasma membrane; cytoplasm. Lineage: Eukaryota; Metazoa; Chordata; Actinopteri; Labriformes; Labridae. The transcript has 5 exons. The record is from RefSeq and is a predicted model, not a curated record. Gene Ontology annotation, biological process: protein transport. The coding region runs from base 262 to 975 and encodes 237 amino acids.
AGCAUGAACUUUUUUUUUAAGAAUUUGCAUAACUUAUUCGCAAAAUUGCAUCGCUUCCAAUUUGCACAGAGAGGCGUGACAAAAUGACAACUCAACAGUCAGAGUUCACCUGCUAUACACAGCUAGACAAAGGAAAAAAUAAAUUUGAGUCCUGAUUUAAGGCUACAAAUAUCACAUUCAGAGUUAUAAAAUAACCCUACUUACACUGAAUAGCAAACAGGUUUACACAUUACGUAACUCUCAACCUGUGCUAACACUUAUAUGAAACUUUUUUGCCUUUCAGGUAACAACGUUAUCGACCAGGGAUGUCAUGUCUACCCGUUCACCUUUCAGAUACCUGCAGAGGACCUGCCGUCCUCCUUCGUCGGCCCCUCCGGAAGGAUCAAGUACACAGUGGAGGCAGUCCUGAGCUGCUCCAUGAGAAUGGACAGUAAAGCUAAGACAGAAUUCACUCUCAUCCACGAUGGGAACCUAAAAAGUUACCCAAUAAUGACGGCUCCACAGCAGCAGGCCAUUGAAAAGAAAGGCAUGGCUUUUACAUCUGGAUCAGUAGGAAUGCACGUAAAAAUUGCAAGAAUGGGCUUCUACCAAGGGGAAGACAUACAGGUCGUGGCUUACAUCCAGAACAGAUCAUCUCGUGAAGUCAAACCAAAGUUCUGUUUAUAUCGGCAGUGUAUAUACUAUGCAGCUGAUGGGUUUAAUGUUGAGACAAAAAACAUCGUGAAAGAGGUGGGUGAUCCCAUCCCACCAUCUGCAAGUCAGACUGUCACCAGGACCAUCACCAUCCCACCUGAUACAUCUGUGUCAAUCCUGAACUGUCAAAUACUCACCGUGGAGUACAUACUUAAGGUCUACCUGGAUGUCAAGUAUGCGAUCGACCCUAAGGUCAUGUUCCCCAUAUUCAUCCUUCCUGCUGUACCAGAGCCUGAAGAAGAGCAGCAGCAGCAGCAUGCUUAUCCUACCUAUGGAUUUUGAGCGUUUGCAAACUCUGACAUGUUGGGAGGAAACAGCUUCCUCCUG